CUCGACCCCCGCCGCGCGGCCGGCCCCCUGCCUCCAUCUGGCUGUCCCUCCUUCCCCUCUCUUCGCACCCAUACCUCUUUGUACCGCACCCCCCGGGACCCCUGCACCCCUCCCCUCUCCCCCGGCCGCAUGGACCGUCCCGCAGGCCGCUGAUGCUGCCCGCAGCGAAGUGGCCUGGACCACAGUGCCCGGUGAGAGCUCUCAUGGUACCAAGUGACAGAUCAGCUUUCCUGUGACACGGGGACGCCGAAUCUUCUGAGACGAUGUCAGCAAUACAGGCCGCCUGGCCAUCUGGUACAGAAUGUAUUGCCAAGUACAACUUUCAUGGCACUGCUGAGCAGGACCUUCCCUUCUGCAAGGGAGACGUGCUCACCAUUGUGGCCGUCACCAAGGACCCCAACUGGUACAAAGCCAAGAACAAGGUGGGCCGUGAGGGCAUCAUCCCAGCCAACUACGUCCAGAAGCGGGAGGGCGUGAAAGCUGGCACCAAACUCAGCCUCAUGCCCUGGUUCCAUGGCAAGAUCACACGGGAGCAGGCAGAGCGACUUCUGUGCCCUCCAGAGACAGGCCUGUUCCUGGUGCGAGAGAGCACCAACUACCCCGGUGACUACACGCUGUGUGUGAGCUGCGAUGGCAAGGUGGAGCACUACCGCAUCAUGUACCAUGCCAGCAAGCUCAGCAUCGACGAGGAGGUGUAUUUUGAGAACCUCAUGCAGCUGGUAGAGCACUACACCUCAGACGCAGACGGACUCUGCACUCGGCUCAUCAAGCCAAAGGUCAUGGAGGGCACAGUGGCAGCCCAGGAUGAGUUCUUUCGCAGCGGCUGGGCGCUGAAUAUGAAGGACCUGAAGCUGCUGCAGACCAUUGGGAAGGGGGAGUUUGGAGAUGUGAUGCUAGGCGAUUACCGAGGGAACAAAGUCGCUGUCAAGUGCAUUAAGAAUGAUGCCACUGCCCAGGCCUUCCUGGCUGAAGCCUCAGUCAUGACGCAACUUCGGCAUAGCAACCUGGUACAGCUUCUUGGCGUGAUCGUGGAGGAGAAGGGUGGGCUCUACAUCGUCACCGAGUACAUGGCCAAGGGGAGCCUGGUGGACUAUCUACGGUCACGGGGUCGGUCGGUGCUAGGCGGAGACUGUCUCCUCAAGUUCUCACUAGACGUCUGCGAGGCUAUGGAAUACCUGGAAGGCAACAAUUUUGUGCACCGUGACCUGGCUGCUCGUAACGUGCUGGUAUCUGAGGACAAUGUGGCCAAGGUCAGCGAUUUUGGCCUCACAAAGGAGGCCUCUAGCACCCAGGACACAGGCAAGCUGCCAGUCAAGUGGACAGCCCCCGAGGCUCUGAGAGAGAAGAAAUUCUCCACCAAGUCUGAUGUGUGGAGUUUCGGAAUUCUUCUCUGGGAAAUCUACUCCUUUGGGCGAGUGCCUUAUCCAAGAAUUCCCCUGAAGGAUGUCGUCCCUCGGGUGGAGAAGGGCUACAAGAUGGAUGCCCCUGACGGCUGCCCGCUUGCAGUCUACGAGGUCAUGAAGAACUGCUGGCAGCUGGACGCUGCCACGCGGCCCUCCUUCCUGCAGCUCCGCGAGCAGCUCGAGCACAUCAAAACCCAUGAGCUGCACCUGUGACAGCCGGCCUCGCCCAGGUCAUGGGCCUGUGGGGACUGAACCUGAAGAGACUGUGGACCUCGUGCCCCCUUGCUGGGCCCAAGCCUGAGCUGAGCCCAGUGGGCCAGUGGGCCUCUUUCCUCUGUCCCAGCCUGCGCCCUUUCUGGCCCCAUAGGGAUCCCACCUAAGCUUGGCACCUUCUCUCAUGGACCCACCUGUGGGGCUUAGGGAGCCCCACUGAGGGACCAAGAAGGGACGAGGCUGAGGAGCAAGGGGCAGAUGCCCCCAUCAUGGUCAGGCUUCUUCUGGCCUCCCAUCUCCUACCUUCCUAGAGUUUUAUUCCUUUUUUUGAGAUUUUUCUUCUGUGUGUUUAUUUUUUAUUAUUUUUCAAAAUAAGGAGAAAGAAAAUACCCAGGAAAUGGGCAUUUUACAAGAAGUACGAAUCUUAUUUUUUCUGUCCUGCCCACAAGGGUUGGGGAGACCAGGCCCCUCUUCAGGGACCCAUUGCCCCAGCCUUGUACCCCAGUCCAUGUUUCGUGUCGCCUCGGUCGCCCUGUGUUUGCGCUUGAUCAUGUUGCACUGUUUGCAUGCGCCCGAGGCGGACGUCUGUCAGGGGCUUGGAGCUCAUGUGUGCUGCCGCCCGCCUGCCUUGUGAGAUGGAAUCGUAAUAAACCACUCCAUGAGGACACCGCU
Molecule: messenger RNA, 2288 nt
Organism: Pteropus alecto (black flying fox)
Lineage: Eukaryota; Metazoa; Chordata; Mammalia; Chiroptera; Pteropodidae
Gene: CSK
Product: C-terminal Src kinase
Exons: 13
Coding region: 264-1616 (450 amino acids)
Biological process (GO): adherens junction organization; protein phosphorylation; regulation of Fc receptor mediated stimulatory signaling pathway
Molecular function (GO): protein tyrosine kinase activity; protein binding; ATP binding
Source: RefSeq, a predicted model, not a curated record